Labrus bergylta (ballan wrasse) is the source of this 1076-nucleotide messenger RNA. Its product is annotated as dual specificity protein phosphatase family protein. Gene Ontology annotation, molecular function: MAP kinase phosphatase activity; protein tyrosine/serine/threonine phosphatase activity. Gene Ontology annotation, biological process: negative regulation of MAPK cascade; protein dephosphorylation. The record is from RefSeq and is a predicted model, not a curated record. Lineage: Eukaryota; Metazoa; Chordata; Actinopteri; Labriformes; Labridae. Gene Ontology annotation, cellular component: cytoplasm.
UGGGGGUCUGUCGGAGGAGCACUGGGAGAAUGUCAGGGAGCAAGCAGCUACUGAACCUGCCUCUCAUUAAAGAACUAGAGCUCAUCUUGGAUUCCUGCACACUAGAGCUCACACCAGUGGAUGAAGUCUGGCCCAACCUGUACAUAGGAAAUGUGGCCGUUGCACAGAAUAGAAAGACAUUACAAAAGCUUGGCAUCACUCAUGUCCUGAACGCAGCACACUCCAAACAGGGCAGCAUCGGCGACCAGAGUUUUUACGGGAACACCUGUAUUUACCUUGGCAUCCCGGCAGAGGAUUCAGAUCACUUUGACCUCAGUCAGUACUUCAAACUUGCAGCUGACUUUAUACACAAAGCGCUGAGGAGCAAAGACGGUAAAGUGCUCGUGCAUUGCAUCAUGGGUGUGAGUCGAUCAGCCACUCUGGUCCUGGUAUUCUUGAUGCUUCGACAGCGUCUCCCUCUAAGAGACGCUCUGAGGCAAAUCGUCCAAAAACGAGCCAUUUACCCAAACCGGAACUUUCUGUCUCUCCUCCUCAAGCUGGAUGAACAGCUGACUCUCAAACGGAGGUUGUGUCCUCUUCUCUGACGUCUGCGUUCACCUCCUCCAAGCUCCAUCGUUAUUAUUUUAUCACCUCAUGAACUCUCUUUUCGAUGGAUUACACUCCUCUUAUAUAGCGUAGACAAUAUCUUGAAAUGUGUGAAAUGUAGUUGGUUUAUUUUGAUGGUGUUGAAAUGAACUUUAAUUCCAUAUUUGCAAUUUGAAUACGGUGUACAGUGGCAAUAGUUAUGUCAAAUAUUGUAAAUAGUUUAGCACUGUCUCAUAUUUCUUUGAUGUUGUUUUUCAUUUUCAAUCUGUAUAAAAAUGCUAACUUGUUAUAGUAAGCCAUGUUCAAAACCUUUGCAUACAAACUUGUUGUAAAAAAAGAUACUGAUGUUAUUUCAUCAAAAACCAGCAAAAAAAAAUUUAACAGCUUGGUUAAAACAUACUGUCAUUGGUUUAUACUCUCAAAACAGUUAAAGGUCACACAUUAUCUUUCUUUUCAACCAGUUUAAAGAAGUCUCAGAGCUCCCCAAAACA